Molecule: messenger RNA, 987 nt
Organism: Hevea brasiliensis (rubber tree)
Lineage: Eukaryota; Viridiplantae; Streptophyta; Magnoliopsida; Malpighiales; Euphorbiaceae
Product: NAC domain-containing protein 90-like
Exons: 3
Coding region: 13-831 (272 amino acids)
Biological process (GO): regulation of DNA-templated transcription
Molecular function (GO): DNA binding
Source: RefSeq, a predicted model, not a curated record
AACAAAUAAUUAAUGGAGGAUCUGCAUCUGCUGCCUCCUGGGUUUCGUUUUUACCCUACAGAAGAAGAGCUCUUGUCAUUUUAUCUGCAUCAUAAGCUAGAAGGGAAGAGAGAGGACCUUAACCAGGUUAUGGAUCGUGUUAUACCUGUUCUUGAUGUGUAUGACUUCAAUCCAUGGGACCUUCCACAACUCUGUGGAGAUUAUUGUCAUGGAGACCAGGAACAAUGGUUUUUCUUUAUCCCAAGGAAAGAAAAGGAAGCCUACGGAGGAAGGCCAAAUCGACUCACUGCUAUCGGAUACUGGAAAUCUACUGGUUCUCCUAGUUUUGUUUACUCUUCCAACAAUUGCUGCAUUGGCGUGAAAAGAACCAUGGUUUUCUACGAGGGAAGAGUUCCUAAUGGAAGAAAGACCGAUUGGAAAAUGAACGAAUACAAAGCUAUAUUACAAGGCGGAGCAUCGUCUUCAGCUACUGCACAUUCAAUGUUAAGGGCGGAAUUCUGUCUGUGUCGGAUAUACAAGAAAGCAGCAAAAUGCCGCCGAUCGUUUGAUAGAAGGCCACUUGGAGUUGGGGUGGAAACAGGCCAGAGGACUGAUGAACAAGGUCGUGGUGGUGAGGAAAUAGCAAUUACUCAUCAAAACCCUCCCAUGAUAGAGGGAAAAUGUUCACUUGAGAGUUCAUUUUCAGGAGAGCAGCUGUUGUUGGGCUAUAAUGACUCUCAAACUGAGGAAAUAAGUAACAUGCCAACUGCUUCAGAAAAUGAUCAGCUGCUUUGGGAUUGGGAGAAAUUAGAUUGGUGUAAUAAUGAUGGAGAGGAUAUAAUUUUCAUGUAGUUCUAUAUAACGAGAUAUGUUUGAAUCUGCAGAUCUGCACCCAGAAAGGAGCCUUGUGUAUAUAUGUUGUGAAAAUUAAACCCAAGCUUUUAGUUACUUCUGGACUAAAUAAUCCCUGUAUCUAAGUGUAGCAUUGUAUAUAUAAAUGCAUUUCCU